AUGACCAUCUGUCUGCUCUCCUCAGCUCUCUGCCGUCUGUCUGCUUGUGCUCCUCAUCACUAUCACUUCAUUAAUGAAAUGAAGAGCUGGACCGAAGCUCAGUGUUACUGCAGAGAGACGUACACUGACCUGGCUACUGUCCACAGCAUGGACGAGAUGAAGGAGCUGAAUGAGACCUUAAAGAAUUCCUCCUUUCCUCGACCUUCUGUUUGGAUUGGACUGCAGAGAGGGGUCACUAAGAAGUGGAUGUGGUCACGGGCCGACACAGAGUUUUAUAAACAGGGAGAGACGGAGUUUAGAAAGUGGCUCAGUGGACGACCCGGUGAUUCUUCAUCUACUGAUCUGGACUGUGCUGCACGGUACAGUAGUGACGGCCUUUGGCGUGAUGAGAACUGUAAUCAGUCACACAGCUUUGUUUGUUAUGAUGGAGUUACAGACUCUUACCACAACUCUCAGGCUAUAAAGAAGAGCUGGCAUGAAGCUCAGAGGUUCUGCAGAGAACAAUACACAGACCUGAUCAGUGUGAGGAACGACAGUGAGAACAGUGAGAUUACAGGUUUCACUACCUGGGUCGGUCUGUUCAGAGACUCGUGGACGUGGUUCAGAUACUGGACAUCAGACCAAUCUGACAAUCUUAAUGGACAUGAGGGCUGUGCAGCUGUUUGGACGAUUGGAGCAGAUUUUGGUCAGUGGGAGGAUCUGGACUGUGAUGAACAGAUGGCAUUUGUGUGCAGAGAGAAUUAUCUGUUCCUGAUCAGAGAGAAUCUGACAUGGAGAGAAGCUCUGAGAUACUGCAGAGAGAACUAUGUGGAUCUGGUCUCAGUGCACUCUGAGAAGAUCCAGCACUGGGUGAUGAAAGUGGUUGGAAAUGCCUCCACUCGCCACGCAUGGCUGGGACUGCGUCACACCUGCGCUCAGGGGUUCUGGUACUGGGUGAGUGGAAUGUCCAUCUGCUAUGAUAACUGGGCUCCAGGUAACGGGACAGGAGUGGAAGACUGCAGUGUUGUAGAGAGAACCGGGGCGGUGCAGACCGGAGGAAAUCAGCAGUGGGUCAGUCUGCCAGAGACUCAGAGACUCAACUUCAUCUGCAGCAACUAUGAAGGUUAG
This is a messenger RNA of Colossoma macropomum (tambaqui), 1107 nucleotides long. RefSeq names its product macrophage mannose receptor 1-like. Bases 1 to 1107 code for a protein of 368 amino acids. NCBI's taxonomy places the organism in Eukaryota, Metazoa, Chordata, Actinopteri, Characiformes, Serrasalmidae. The transcript is spliced from 4 exons. The record is from RefSeq and is a predicted model, not a curated record.